AAUGUUGUUCGUAGUGGAAAUCAGGAUAUUGACAAUCUGAUCAAAGCAACAUACAAGAAUCAACUUAAAUUUAGAUUAGAAUGGAUACCAUUUAACGAUUUUACAGAUAUAACCCAAAUUGGAACUGGUGGUUUUAGCGAAAUAUAUACUGCGACAUGGACAAAAGGAGAAAUAACAGGUUGGAGCAGCACAAAAAAUGAAUAUAAUAGAAGAAGGAAUCAAACGGUUGCAUUAAAAAUUCUUAAAGAUUCCCAAAAUAUUAAUUCAGCAUUCGUAAAAGAG
This is a messenger RNA of Racocetra persica, 282 nucleotides long. Lineage: Eukaryota; Fungi; Glomeromycota; Glomeromycetes; Diversisporales; Gigasporaceae. The record is from the annotation of a GenBank genome assembly.